ACACGGGGCGCCCGCUCCUCCGCUGCGCGCUUUGAUUUCCGGGUGAUGCUGCUCUUCUCUUCAAAGCAGAGGAAAGUCGGGGGCUCAUGUGUCAACAUCCAGGGUUUCCCCGGGGAGGUGUAACGUUAACGUUAUUCCAAAAAAACCUAAUGAUCCUUUGAAGACCGUUUUCUUUUUGUUAGCCUAUUCAUCCUCGGAGGCAGCGCUUUUUCUGACUGCAAAGACCAGAAGACGAUCUUCGGCUCCUGCUGCUUUGACGUUAGCUAACAUUAUUUUAAACGAUGACAGAGUACAAACUGCGAAUAGCGUCUCCAAUCAUUUAAUAUCUGGGGACCUGUUAGCUUAGCCAGCUAGCCUGGUAAUUCGAUUAGAUCAAGGAAACACGGAGACACACACUGCUGACAUGAUGUUUCCUCAAUCAAGGCACUCGGCAUCCUCUCAGUCCAGUCAACCUCUCAAGUUCACUACUUCUGACUCCUGUGACCGCAUCAAGGAUGAGUUCCAGUUCCUCCAAGCACAGUACCACAGUUUGAAGUUGGAGUGUGAUAAACUGGCGUCUGAAAAGUCAGAGAUGCAGCGUCACUAUAUCAUGUACUAUGAAAUGUCCUACGGGCUGAAUAUUGAAAUGCACAAACAGGCUGAAAUAGUGAAGAGACUGAAUGGGAUCUGUGCUCAGGUGCUUCCUUACCUGUCACAAGAGCAUCAACAGCAAGUCAUGGGCGCCAUAGAGAGAGCCAAGCAAGUCACGCCUCCUGAGAUGAACUCCAUCAUACGGCAACAGCUCCAGGUGCAACACCUGUCCCAGCUCCAGGGCCUGGCCCUGCCUGUGACCCCGCUGCCCCUGGGCCUCACCCCUCCCACCCUGCCCGCCGUCUCCUCCAGCUCCGGCCUGCUCUCCCUCUCCUCCAUCCUGGCCAACUACUCCCAUGGUCAGGCCCAGGCGGUGAAGGAGGACAAGGCCCGGGAGGCCGCAGAGAGAGCGCCCCGAGGAGAAGACGGGGACAAGUCAGACUAGCGCAGACACAACAAGAAGGUUUUGGAGGGGGGUGUCAAGUGUUGAAAAAAAGAAAGGUAAAACUGUAAAUGGAGAUUGAUGUAAGUUUGGCUGCCUGUCUGCUGAGAGUUGAUGUAGAAGAGUAACUGCAGGGAUGAUGACAAGUAGAGAGGACAGAGUUGAAACUUUUGGAUGUGCAGUGAAUGAAACUGCUGAAUGGCUGAGAGUUAAAUGUUCUUAUUAUUUAGUGGUAAUAGACUCAGUUCAGGCUUCUAGACUUUAAAUAGAUGCUUUUUUAGUGUAAGCCACUGUUGUUAGGCUUAACCAAGAUAAAUGUUUUCUCAUUUGGAGUGAGAGCUGAGGAUGAAAGCUAACAGCAGUGUCCCUUACAUGGAUCUGCCUCUCACAGGUUUAUAUUUCUUACUUUUUUUUGUUUGUCAGAUCUGUUGCUUUAGUCCCUCUGAUUGUUUCUUACUGGCCCCAUCUGCCAGUCACAGUGAGCAGUUUUAACAAUAUCUCAGUUCCCAAUAAGUCCUUUCCUUCCUCUCAUAACAUACAAUAGCGCCUUCACCUUUUUUCCAAAAUGAAAAAUGUCGACUGGAGCUGUUUGGACAGUGAUACCAUUCAUUUAUUUACUUGGAGCCAAAUUAAAUCUUAGUCUGAUGUUAAAUGGGAUGUUUUUAAAGGGACGUUUCACUUGUCAGGUGCAUUCAAACCCUUCAAACAAAAACCAAUGCGUCUUUUCACCAUUUUUUUUUUCUUCAUACAAUCAACCACUGGAUGUGUUACCUUUAGCUGUGUACCUCAAUCCCAAAUAAAUGGGAUUAUAUUACAUUAAAAACCUAUAGUUUGUACAAAUGGUAGUAUACCCAUCUUGGGGGUUAAUUUGUGUUUCAUAGGCGCUACAUGGCAUAGACCCUGACUCGUCUUUGAAUGACAAGAAUUUAAGCUCUGAAAAAAAAUUUACUUUAUUUUGACAUGUUGUUUUCGUGAAGUUAAAGACAGGCUAAUUAGACAUUCAAAAUGUGUCUGUGUGUGCUCGAGUGAAUGUGAUCAGAAAGAAGAAAACACUUGUUUAAUUUAACUUUAUUUUUUUUCUUAAAGCACCUUUUGUAUUUUCCUCACCUCCCCUGCUCCUGCCCCUUCCUCGUACUGGUCCACCCUUUAACUGACCAAGACAAACUUGAACAGGAUCUCAACUUCAGAACCAGACGGUCGUAAAAGACAUACAUGUACUGUAUUUCUGUAAGUUAGCACACUUCGUUUAUACUGAGACUGUAUCAAGCACAUGUCUUUUGCUGUCUUGUUUAACUUGUACGUGAUUUUUUAAGUUUCCCAUUGUUUUAAUGAAGAUAUGUGUCCGGGGUGAGUUGCUAAAGCUCUGUAAGCAACAUCAAACAAGUGUUCCCUCAGAAAACAACAUAUUUAAACAUGAUUCUCACAGUCAGAAUUUGUUCUGGUGACCAAAUUAUUGUGUCCUGUUGCAAAAAAACUGGCAAUGAUUUAAUCAUUGGAAUCACUGAAAAAAUGGAGAUAUAGAUGGUAUAUGGCUGGAACGAGGCUAGUGUGAACACACUACAUACUCAAACUUUUUUAGAUUUUGUAUGUAGUAUGGAUUUGAAAUCCACUAAAGGCGCUAAGAUAGUUCAUCAGAAGUGCUUGUCGGUGCUUUGGAAACUCCCUCCGCCCCCACUUUUUGGACAUCAUAAUUGGAGUGGCUGCUUCUGACAAUUUCUAUAACUUUCAGAAACUGACGAUCCAACAUUUAAUGCAGCAAUUGGCCAGGUGUGUGGAGGUGCCAAAGUAAACUUCUCUCUCUAGCUCUCUUUUUUUUCAUUCUUUACUCAACUAUUUCUGUUACUUUUCACAUGGACAAACGAGUGCAACACUGCGAAUGCCUUCCAGGAGAGACUGUCUAAAAAUGUGUACUGUAAUCCCCAUAUUUAAACGAUUAUCGCCGUAGCUCAACAAGCAAACACCACCUGGUCUGCUUUUCACGCCACUUUAAAGUGUGGCCGUUCGAAACAGCAAUAAAAACUUCUGCCUUCUGACAUGGUCAGAUGACACGCUGUACAAACUUCUUUCGUUCUUUUUUUAUCAUAACCCGACUCUUAGAUUAAGCAGGUUUUGAGUAUGCAGUGUGUUUAACAUUGGAAAAGUAAUAAAAUAAAUUGUGCUCAAAACAGUCAGUAUGCAGACAAAAACACCUUGAUUUUCAAGUGCGCUAUUGAUAGAUUCUAUUGUCCCACAAUGCAAUGCACAAAGGAAAUGGAGGAGCUGCUGCGCACAGCUAGAACAAAUUUAAACUAAUGGUAGAUGGUGGUGAGAAAACUCCAGGAACAUCUCAGAAAACAAUUUUUGGGAAUUUUGGAAAACAUGAUGUCCUUUUGAUGUUAAUUUUAAUUGGCAGUAGCUUUCUAAAGUGGCAGUUGAAUUGACCUCCAAUGGAGCGAGUGUUUGUAUCAUUAGUAUAAAUUAAAUAAUAAAUAAACUGUUAAGUAUGUUGAUUUCUUUUAUACCAACUGCAUAUAAAUAUAAAGGUUAAAGUAUAAAGGUUAGUAUAUCGUUCAUACUGUAUGUAGUAUGGAAUUGGGACUCUGCUCACUAAGGCGUGUGGUUGAGAAAUAGGAAUGUUCAUAUUUAAGGCAGCAGGUGGCAGCAGUGCGCUCUCAUUGAUCAUUAGUAUGAAGUUACAUUCACAAGACUGAUGUCUACUGAGUGUCUAAAGAUGUCCAGAUCAGUCUACUGUGUUCACCUUAUUGUCACCGCUGUUCUCUUCUCGUCUUCAUUUUCUGACUGUGGGCCGAGCAUCUGUACACUGCAGGUGUUCGCUGUUAUUCCCCUGUAAUGUGAGUGCUUUCCAGAGCUUUGACAACCCACCUUGUAAUGUCUGAGCACGUCCGAGAUUGGAGCUUAAACCUUUUCUCUGUAUUUUAAUUUGAAAAGCACUUAAGUUGUGGCUCAGUGCUAUUUUCUUUUUUCUUCUUCCUGUCUGUGCUAGUGUUGGGGAGCUGAAGAUGUUCCCUCCCUGGAGAUUUGACCUUAAUAUAUCGAGUGCGAGAACAGAUCAGUUAGUCAUUUGCACGCUUUAUGCUGACGUCAGUCUCUGUAGAAAACCUCCUCUGGCAAAACUCAGACAUAUGAAUGGUAUGUGUGUUUGUUUUUGCUGUGAAGGGCCAAUUUGUAUACAUAUGAAUAUAUCAAUAUACAUAUUUUUUAAAGCAUUUUUGUAUGUUUCAAAGCUGCUUUUUAAUGUGUGUGUAUCAUGGAAGAUUUGGUGUUGUAUGUGUGCAUUACAAGCCUACAGUUAAGAGGCACAAUGUUGUAUACCAUGUCGUUUUCCUGUUUUUUCUCCCAUUCUCUCAGUAGGCAGUAACACUUAACAUUGUUUUCUAGGUUUGUAAAUGUUAUCUUUUUUUUUUUUUUGUGCAAACAAAAACCAGUUUAAUGUGUUUAUGAACACAGUCUCAUUUUAAGAUACCUGGGGCAAAAAAACAAAAAACAAAGAUGUAAACAAGCAACUGUGUACUCUAAUGAGAAUGAAUCAACCUUUUAGCAGUAAGGAAGCUUCUCUGGUGCCUUACAAAUAAAAGACGUGAUUGAGAGUG
This is a messenger RNA of Siniperca chuatsi (mandarin fish), 4602 nucleotides long. RefSeq names its product TLE family member 5-like. The record is from RefSeq and is a predicted model, not a curated record. The transcript has 7 exons. Bases 404 to 1015 code for a protein of 203 amino acids. Lineage: Eukaryota; Metazoa; Chordata; Actinopteri; Centrarchiformes; Sinipercidae. Gene Ontology annotation, biological process: regulation of DNA-templated transcription; negative regulation of canonical Wnt signaling pathway. Gene Ontology annotation, molecular function: protein binding; transcription corepressor activity. Gene Ontology annotation, cellular component: transcription regulator complex; nucleus.